This is a messenger RNA of Lactuca virosa, 1777 nucleotides long. Lineage: Eukaryota; Viridiplantae; Streptophyta; Magnoliopsida; Asterales; Asteraceae. The record is from the annotation of a GenBank genome assembly.
AUGGGUGUUUUGGCAUCUUACUCAAGUAUAGAUAUGGAUGAGGGGGGCGAUCAAGGGUAUGUAAGGCUAAAAGAGAGAUCAUUAGAGGUAACACCAUCAUGGGCAGUAGCAGUGGUGGUGUUUGUCAUACUUGCCAUUUCCAUUGCUCUUGAAUACAUCCUUCAUCUCUUAGGCCAUUGGUUACAUCAUAAACACAAGAAAGCCCUCAGUGAAGCCCUUGAAAAGAUCAAAGCAGAAUUGAUGAUUCUAGGAUUCAUAUCGCUGCUGCUAACGGUGGGUCAAGGACUAAUCUCUGAUAUAUGUAUUCCAAGUAGAGUUGCAAGAACAUGGCACCCAUGUAACAAGAAAACAUCAGAUGAUGACUACUAUGAUCCAUGUCUGAAAAAGCGAAAGGUGCAAAUGGUGUCAAAUUAUGGGAUACAUCAACUCCACAUAUUCAUCUUUGUGUUGGCUGUGGUCCAUGUCCUGUACUGCCUUCUUACCUUGAUUUUGGGUAGACUCAAGAUGAAGAAGUGGAGGGCUUGGGAAGAGGAAACAAAGACCGUUGAAUAUCAGUAUCAUCAUGAUCCGGAGAGAUUUAGAUUUGCAAGAGAGACAACAUUUGGCCGUCGGCAUUUGAGAGUUUGGAGCAACUCAACAGUUCUUCUAUGGAUUGGCUGUUUUUUCAGGCAAUUCUUCAGAUCGGUUCCGAAAGUUGAUUAUCUUACCCUCCGACAUGGCUUCAUUAAUACACAUUUACCUGCUGAGAGCCAACAACGGUUUGAUUUCAACAAAUACAUUAGUAGGUCGCUUGAAGAAGAUUUCAAAGUCGUAGUUGGAAUAAGUCCAACAGUAUGGUUUUUUGCGGUCCUGCUCCUUCUCACUAACACCCAUGAUUGGUACGCAUACCUGUGGCUUCCCUUCAUCCCAUUGAUUAUGAUACUUUUAAUUGGAACAAAACUACAAGUGAUAAUAACAAAAAUGGGGAGAAGGACUCAUGAAAUGGCAGAUGUGGUGAAGGGUACACCAAUGGUUCAACCAGGAGACGAUCUCUUCUGGUUUGGUCGACCCAAACUCGUACUCCUGUUGAUCAACUUUGUUCUCUUUCAGAAUGCAUUUCAACUGGCUUUUUUCUUGUGGAGUUGGUAUACAUUCGGCUUCAGGUCUUGCUUCCACCAUCGGGUUGAAGACAUUGUAAUCAGGAUCUCAAUGGCGGCAGUGAUACAGUUUCUAUGCAGUUAUGUGACACUUCCUUUAUAUGCAUUAGUAACACAGAUGGGUUCAAGAAUGAAACCCACCAUUUUCAGUGAGGAUGUAGCAAAAGCCCUGAAAACAUGGCACCAUACAGCCAAAAAGAACAUCAAUCACGGACAUUCACCUUCAAAUUCACCAUUCUCAAGUAGGCCUGGGACCCCACUCCAUGGAAGUACAUCUCCUAUGCAUCUUUUGCAUAGAUACCCAGACAACAAUCUUGAUAGUCUUUCAAAUUCUCCACAAGGCUCACACUUUGAACACGAAGGUUGGGCCAAUGAGUCUCCUCAGAGACAUGAGCAGAGAUAUGAAGAUGCUGAGAACAUUAGAAAAGAUGAUGUACAUGAUACAGAAGAAGGCGAGAUUCAAGAACAAAGCACAAGCUCAACUCAGUUGCCGACUGGACCUAGACCGAUUAGGGCUCAACAUGAGGUUGAUAUUUCAGACUUUUCGUUUGGUCGAGGUAAGUAAUUGAGUACUGUAUAUGGAAGAUACUUCAGUCAUAAGUAUAGUUAAUUCAUCUUGAUGUAGCAAUUCCCUACACAAC